Molecule: messenger RNA, 10238 nt
Organism: Oryzias melastigma (Indian medaka)
Lineage: Eukaryota; Metazoa; Chordata; Actinopteri; Beloniformes; Adrianichthyidae
Gene: chd5
Product: chromodomain helicase DNA binding protein 5
Exons: 41
Coding region: 400-6348 (1982 amino acids)
Biological process (GO): chromatin remodeling; negative regulation of transcription by RNA polymerase II
Cellular component (GO): nucleus; chromatin; NuRD complex
Molecular function (GO): ATP binding; ATP hydrolysis activity; DNA binding
Source: RefSeq, a predicted model, not a curated record
AGAAGUGAGUUGGAGACCCGGACGUUGGUCCUCGGGAUGCCAGGCGCGCGGGCUGCUCCGGUUGAGUCCGUUUCCGGGACAGUCUGUCAGAGAAUCGGUGCAAAAAGCGGAAGUUUGCGCUGAAAGGAAACGCGGAGGCGGGAGAUGCCGCUCCGUGUGCCUUUUUUUUAUUAUUCACAUUACUAGUUGAAGCGACCGGGAGACCUGGAUAGAGAUCAGCAGGAAACCUUUGGGUUGGUUGAAUAUUUCCGCGGUCAGAAAGACGGAGGUAAACCGUCAGCUGAGGAGACCGGAGGAGAACAUCUGUGUGGAUGAGGAGCGGCUGAGCGCCCGCCGGCGUCUGGAGGGUUAACUCCAAGCCUUCCCGCCUCAGAGGGGUUCGGGGGCGAGGAGAUAAAGAUGCCGGGGUCGCUGAGCAAUGAAGAGGAGGGACAGGACGACAUGGAUUAUGAAGAGGAGCUGCCAGAUGAGGAUGAUGACGGCGAGCGCAGCGCUGUUCCCCUCACACCCCUCGCCAGCUUCUUCUCUGAUGAAGACUCCCUCAGAGAACAGAAGAGGAAGAAGCCCAAAAAGAUGAGAGAGGGGAAAAUAUCCACAGUGAAAAAGAGGAAGAAAGAGGGAGGACUCCACAUCCGGUUGGACAGUGACCUGGAGACGUCGGAGGUAGAGGACGAGCGGGAGCGCCUGGACAUCGGCUCAGAGAGUGAGAGCAGCAUGUAUGUCACCAUGAAGAAGAAGAAGAAAAAACCCCGGGAGAAGAAAGAGAAGAAGCCCAGGAAGAAGAAGAGGGACGGGGAGGAAGACGAGGAGGGCGAUGAUGACGGGAACAUGAAAGAACCCAAAUCCUCCAGCCAGCUGAUGCAUGAAUGGGGUCUUGAGGAUGUUCAGUACGGCUUCACAGAGGACGACUAUAAAACCAUCACCAACUACAAGGCUUUCAGCCAGUUCCUGAGGCCUCUCAUCGCCAAGAAGAACCCGAAGAUCCCCAUGUCAAAGAUGAUGACGGUGUUGGGGGCCAAAUGGAGAGAGUUCAGCGCCAACAACCCAUUUAAGGGGGCGUCUGCCACCGCCGUGGCCGCCGCCGUGGCUGCUGCCGUAGAAACCGUCACCGUGGCUCAGCCGACGUCCGUCAGCUGCAGCCAGCCCAGCUCCCAGCAAAGUCCAAUCAAAAAAGCCAAAACCAAAGAGGGAAAGGGACCCGGCGUCCGCAAGAAAAGCAAGGCCGUGAAGGAUGUGAAGAAAAAAGCCAAGCCCAAAAAGACCAAAUCCAAGCCAGGCCAAAGCGGGAAGAAGAAGAAGGUGUCUUCGAGCGAGGAGGACUUCCUGGAGGAGUCGGACUUUGACGACAUCAGCAUCCACAGUGCCUCUGUGCUUUCUGACACCUCGGGGGCAGCAAACAAGAAAAGGGCCCGGCGUGGGCGCAAGAAAAGGAAAAAGGAGGACGGCGAUGGCUACGAGACGGACCACCAGGACUACUGCGAGGUCUGCCAGCAGGGCGGGGAAAUUAUCCUGUGUGACACCUGUCCAAGAGCCUACCACCUGGUCUGCCUGGACCCUGAGUUGGAGAAGGCCCCCGAGGGGAAAUGGAGCUGUCCACACUGUGAGAAGGAGGGAAUCCAGUGGGAGGCCAAAGAUGAGGAGGAGGACGAGGAGGAGCCAGCAGGAGAGGAGGAGGACGACCACAUGGAGUUCUGUAGAGUUUGUAAAGAUGGAGGAGAGCUGUUGUGCUGCGACACCUGUCCGUCCUCCUACCACAUCCACUGCCUCAACCCGCCUCUUCCUGAGAUCCCCAACGGGGAGUGGCUAUGCCCCCGCUGCAUGUGUCCUCCUCUCAAAGGAAAGGUUCAGAAGAUUUUGCACUGGACGUGGGGAGAGCCCCCGCUGCCGGCCGAGCCGCCGGCAGGUCCCGACGGAAAGCCCUCCGAUCCCCUGAGCAACCCCCCGCUGAAAGGUCGUCCGGAGAGGGAGUUCUUUGUGAAGUGGGCGGGGCUCUCCUACUGGCACUGCUCCUGGGUCAGCGAGCUGCAGCUGGAGCUGUAUCACACCGUCAUGUACCGCAACUACCAGAGGAAGAACGACAUGGACGAGCCCCCCCCGUAUGACUACGGCUCCGGAGAGGAGGAGAUCAACAACGAGAAGAGGAAAAGCAAAGACCCCCAGUAUGCUGUGAUGGAGGAGCGCUUCUACCGCUACGGCAUCAAACCCGAGUGGAUGGUCAUUCACCGGAUACUCAACCACAGUUUUGAUAAGGACGGUGAUGUGCAUUACUUGAUUAAGUGGAGGGACCUCCCGUAUGACCAGUGCACGUGGGAGGUGGAUGACUUUGACGUCCCAGAGUAUGACACCCAUAAGCCUUCUUACUGGGACCACAGGGAGCAGAUCUUAGGCGAGGACCAGCGCCCCCUGGUGGUGAGGAAAGGGAAAAAGCUACGAGAUGACCAUCAGAAGAGAGAAGCUCCUCCUGAUGCUCCCAUCAUAGAUCCCACCAUCAAGUUUGAGCACCAGCCCUGGUACAUCAACGCCACCGGAGGGACGCUGCACCCAUACCAGCUGGAGGGCCUGAACUGGCUAAGGUUCUCGUGGGCUCAGGGGACCGACACCAUCCUGGCUGAUGAGAUGGGACUGGGAAAGACGGUGCAGACAAUCGUGUUUCUUUACUCGCUGUACAAAGAGGGUCAUUCUAAAGGGCCGUUUUUGGUCAGUGCCCCUCUGUCCACCAUCAUCAACUGGGAGAGAGAAUUUGAGAUGUGGGCUCCGGACUUCUAUGUGGUGACUUACACCGGAGACAAAGACAGCAGGGCCAUCAUCAGGGAGAACGAGUUCACCUUCGAGGACAGUGCUGUCAAAUCGGGGCGCAAAGUGUUUCGUAUGAAGAAAGACACUCCCAUCAAGUUCCACGUUCUGCUCACGUCCUACGAGCUGAUCACCAUCGACCAGGCCAUCCUGGGCUCCAUCACGUGGGCCUGCCUGGUUGUAGACGAGGCUCACCGACUGAAAAACAACCAAUCAAAGUUUUUUAGAAUCCUCAAUGGGUACAAGAUUUACUACAAGCUGCUCCUCACUGGGACUCCUCUGCAGAACAACCUGGAGGAGCUGUUCCAUCUGCUGAACUUCCUCACCCCUGAUCGCUUCAAUAACUUGGAGGGCUUCUUGGAAGAGUUUGCCGACAUCUCAAAGGAGGACCAGAUCAAGAAGCUCCACGACCUGCUGGGCCCGCACAUGCUCAGACGGCUGAAAGCCGACGUCUUCAAGAACAUGCCAGCAAAAACGGAGCUGAUCGUCCGGGUGGAGCUCAGCCCCAUGCAGAAGAAGUACUACAAGUUCAUCCUCACACGGAAUUUCGAGGCGCUGAAUUCCAAAGGUGGAGGGAACCAGGUGUCUCUGCUCAACAUCAUGAUGGAUCUGAAGAAGUGCUGCAACCACCCGUACCUGUUUCCUGUCGCUGCUGUGGAAGCUCCUGUGCUCCCCAACGGCUCCUACGACGGAAACCUGCUGGUGAAGUCCUCCGGAAAGCUGACGCUGCUGCAGAAAAUGCUGAAGAAGCUCAAAGAUGAAGGUCACAGGGUUCUCAUUUUCUCCCAGAUGACAAAGAUGCUGGAUCUGCUUGAGGACUUCCUGGAGUUUGAGGGUUAUAAAUAUGAGCGUAUUGAUGGCGGGAUCACUGGAGGCCUUCGGCAGGAGGCCAUUGACCGCUUCAACGCUCCGGGCGCGCAGCAGUUCUGCUUCCUGCUUUCAACACGGGCGGGAGGUCUCGGCAUCAACCUGGCGAGCGCCGACACCGUCAUCAUCUACGACUCGGACUGGAACCCUCACAACGACAUCCAGGCUUUCAGCAGAGCGCAUCGCAUUGGCCAAAACAAGAAGGUGAUGAUCUAUCGCUUUGUGACUCGGGGCUCCGUGGAGGAGAGGAUCACUCAGGUGGCGAAGAGGAAAAUGAUGCUGACUCACCUGGUGGUGAGGCCCGGUCUGGGCUCCAAAACGGGCUCCAUGUCCAAACAGGAGCUGGACGACAUCCUCAAGUUUGGAACCGAGGAGCUGUUCAAGGAUGAAAUGGAGGCGGCUCGAACGAUGGGAGAUAACAAAGAUGGAGAGGAGGGCAGUGUUAUCCACUACGACGAUGAUGCCAUCUCCAAGCUGCUGGACCGCAGUCAGGAUGCCACCGAGGACACGGACAUCCAGAACAUGAACGAGUACCUGAGCUCCUUCAAGGUGGCGCAGUACGUGGUGAAGGAGGAGGACGGAGAGGAGGAGGUGGAGAGGGAGAUCAUCAAGCAGGAGGAGAACGUGGACCCCGACUACUGGGAGAAGCUCCUGCGUCAUCACUACGAGCAGCAGCAGGAAGACCUGGCCCGGAACCUGGGCAAGGGCAAACGCAUCCGCAAGCAGGUCAACUACAACGACACCACCCAGGAGGACCAAGAAUGGCAGGAUGAUCUUUCAGACAAUCAGUCGGAGUACUCCGUGGGGUCCGAGGACGAGGACGAAGACUUCGAGGAGCGACCUGAAGGGGGACGCAGACAAUCUCGCCGGCAGCUCAAGAACGAGAAAGACAAACCUCUGCCUCCUUUGCUGGCCCGGGUCGGAGGCAGCAUUGAGGUCCUGGGGUUCAACGCUCGCCAGAGGAAAGCUUUCCUCAACGCCAUCAUGCGCUGGGGCAUGCCUCCACAGGACGCCUUCAACUCGCACUGGCUGGUCAGGGACCUGAGAGGGAAGAGCGAGCGGGAGUUCAGAGCCUACGUGUCCCUCUUCAUGAGACAUUUAUGUGAGCCGGGGGCCGACGGCGCAGAGACGUUUGCUGAUGGCGUUCCUCGAGAGGGCCUGUCCCGUCAGCAUGUUCUGACCAGGAUCGGAGUCAUGUCGCUGGUCAGGAAGAAGGUGCAGGAGUUUGAGCACGUAAACGGUAAGCUGAGCUCUCCUGAUCUGAUUCCCAUCGGAAUAGAGCUGAAGAAGCUGACAGAGAGCGUCUCUUCUGAUCCGAACACUCCGGCGCCUGCCAGCCCCAUUGCUACCCGGCCCAGCACCCCCAUCCCUCAAGAGAAGACAGAGUCUUUGGUGGGGGGCUGUGAGGACAAGGACUCGACGGAACAAGAUGGAAGGAAAGGGCCAGAGCAGGAAGUGACAGAUGCUGAGUCUGCACCUGAGAAAGCGUCUGAGGGUGAAGACGGCAUAGACGACAAAACCAGUGAGGACAGGAGCAGAGCCGAGUCCCCGCCCACAAAGACAGAGCCCCCAGAACAACCCUCCGCUCAUCCCGCCCUCAAAGCGGACUCCAAAGAAACGGUGAAAUCCUCAGAGAAAAGAGACUCCGCCUCUCCGCCAGACAAAAACGAAGAUAAGGAAAACAAGCCAGAUGAGACGAAGAGCGACGAUCCACUGGAAAGUCGCUUAAACGGAGACAAAGACGCUCUGGAGGAGAUGGAGGAGAGCCGAAAGGAGGACAAGAACGGGUUCAAGGCCAAGUUCAUGUUCAACAUCGCUGAUGGAGGCUUCACAGAGCUGCACACCCUCUGGCAAACGGAGGAGAGAGCAGCCAUGUCUUCUCUGAAGAUGCACGACAUCUGGCACCGUCGCCAUGACUACUGGCUACUGGCUGGCAUCGUGACACAUGGCUACGCUCGCUGGCAGGAUAUCCAGAACGACCCUCGCUACGCCAUCCUCAACGAGCCCUUCAAGUCCGAGAUGCACAAAGGAAACUACCUGGAGAUGAAGAACAAGUUCCUGGCUCGCCGCUUUAAGUUGUUGGAGCAGGCUCUGGUGAUCGAGGAGCAGUUAAGGAGGGCAGCUUAUCUGAACAUGACCCAGGACCCCAGCCACCCGGCCAUGGCCCUCAACACCCGCUUCACAGAGGUGGAGUGUUUGGCUGAGUCCCACCAGCACCUGUCCAAGGAGUCGCUGGCCGGGAACAAGCCCGCCAACGCCGUGCUUCACAAAGUGCUGAACCAGUUGGAGGAGCUGCUGAGUGACAUGAAAGCAGACGUGACCCGACUGCCCAACAUGCUGUCCAGGAUCCCGCCGGUAUCGGCCCGCCUGCAGAUGUCCGAGAGGAGCAUCCUGAGCCGGCUCACCAGCCGGGGCGGCGAGCCCCCCCCACAGACUUUUGGCCAGGGCGGCUUCGCCUGCUCACAGAUGUACGGCGGGGGUUUUGCUGCAGGAUUCAGAGGACCUGGCGGACAGCCCAUGGUUAACUACAGUCAGAUGCCCUUAGGACCUUACGUCAGCGUGUCUUCAAAUGGAACCGCAUUACCCACAAGCCAUCUGGACAAGAAAUCGCUCGAGUCCCUGAGAGACGUGGGGACUCCUGACCUGAAAUCGGGCAAACCUACUGAUGUCAUCUGCAUCGAGGACUAGACGGCUGGAGGGAUGGAGUCUGUGUGGACCGGAUCCGCUCCGGCGCUCCUGCUUCUUUUCCAUCAACACCAAGCGCUGCCCUCUGCUUUUUGGGGAUGGAACUUUUUGAAUUCUCGUACCUAUCUUAAAGAUUGCACUUUUUAUCUUUUAAAGAACUCACAAACGUUCUUCAGAGGGUUUUGGUUUACCUGUGAUGAGGAUUUGCAGGCUGGAGAGACCAUUCCUCUGGACUCUGAGCCGUGCGCGGCGAAACGAAACUCAAGCGAAAUCUGUUUGAUUCGGAUUCAUUUAAUCCUGGAAUGUGAGUUUUAUCUGUGUGAGCUGCAACUUUUUUAUUCUCUGUGCGCCAUCUUGCUUUUCCCCGCUCGCUAACGCACUGUUACACUGUGACCGUGUGCCGCUCUGGGAGAGGAGGAAGCUGCUUUCGGAAUCUGAAAUUUUUCAAGUGACACUUUAUGAGUUUGUGUUUUUGUCAUCCUUGAAGCCAGCAGAAGGAAGAUUGAUUCAGUCAUAGAUGCAGUCGCAGACGUGACCCACUGCCACCUGCUGUUUUACCUGGAUAAAGUCAUUCUGCUCCGCCUGCAGCACCUGUCCUACUGUAUAUACUCAGAGACUGCAGCGGAUUUACCUCAUUAGGGACUAACGAUGCUGAAAAUGUAGACGAUGAAGUCAAAGAGCUGCCUUGGAGCUGCAGACAGAAAUCAGCUUUGAGCUUUGGGAGUGCCCAGAGGGAUUUGGAUGCAUUUUAACCAGACUUUAGUAUUUCUGUGAAUAGUACAAUAUUUGUGAUUUUGUUUUCUUCUUCAUAUGAAUGUUAGUUAUAGCUGUACAGCUUGAACCCGGUGCCAUGGCCACAUUUAGAGCUUCAGACCAACUGAAAGUCUUGAACGGAGGGUUGUGUUUGUUUUCUUCACGUGUCUCAUGGAUUUUUGCUUCAUUUUCAAAUAGAAAGCAGACUUUUGGUGUCAAGGUUGGACGGAUUUUGUUUCCCUCUAAUUGAAUCAGGUGUGUUGAUUUUUUUUUGGUGCCAUAGAGGAAGAAGAAUCCGGACGAUGUGGUUCUCCUCAGAGACUUUCAUCUGACUGAAUGGCCUCUGUAUGUCACCUCCGGAAGACCACAGUGUUGCACUACAUUAUCCUCAUCUCUGCUUCCUUGUUCUUUGGUUGAUUUACAGCAAAUGAAAAGAUGGUGAAACUUUACAUUUAAAUGAAGUAACUGGAUCAAUUUUUUGACAGAAAAAUAUUGCAGAAACAGUCUAAUGGCUGCACAUUUGUUCCCUAUAAUACAGGUUAAAGCGAUAUCUAUAAGCACUCAGUUCUGUUGACUUUGAUGUCAAACAACUGUUAAAAAUGUUUGACACAUUUGCACUAAAAAAAAGUAAUCUCAGCGUCGGGAUACGCUGCCCUAAAAACCGUGGAAAAAUAUGAUAGUGCCUUCACAAAUCUGCAAACUAACAUCCCAUAAAAGGUCUGUCAGGAGUUGGAGGUGACACGAGUCAGAGGAAAAACACCUUCUGUCAGGAUUUCCAGUAAACCAUUUCAAAAUCCAACUUAAAAAACUCGAUCCAGUGAUUGUUGAGGCUUUCUGACGUGUUGCAGCGAUUCCGGGACAGGUUGUUGGUGUUAUGAAAACAGUUUUCGCUUCAGAAAAGAUUUUUUUGUUCCUGCAUCUCCUGCUGGCUUUUUUCAUUGGUAUUUAUUUAUUUAUUUUUUGCUUUCAGAUUUUGUUCUCCAGCAAACCGUGAAAAUGUUUUUGCUGUUUUUGCACUAUAAAUGGAGAAAUUCCUGCAUUCUUUGCUACAAAAAUGUGAGAAAUCUUGUCAAAAAAUAAUAUUUAGUAUAACUUUUAGAACAUCAGUCAUGUUUGUACUGUUAAUAAAAAACAUAUUUUUAUUUAUUUUUUCCAUCAGACUCUCGGUGGAGCUGAACUUUUCCUGUGUUCCAACUUUUUUUAGUUUGUUGCUGCAAAAUCAAUAAGAAUCAGUUCCAACCAUUGACUGUACAAGAGUGACUGGCUCUCUAAACAGGAAGUACCUGGAGCUAUUAUUCAGUCGUUGUAUUGGUCAGAAUAACCAUUCUUGCUCUGAUACCCCUUUUUUCUUGAUAAUCCUCUUUUUUCAGUAUUUUUUCUGUAGUUCAAGUUUUUAAAGUUAUAAACUGACCAAUCAGAUACCGCAGUAAAAGUGACGUUUGACGCCUGGUUCAGUGGAGGCCUCUUCCAUUCAGCCCCCUUGUUAACCUAUGGCGUGAUUCACACCAGGCGCGGUCCUCCGCAGAAGACUCGCACCAUGCAUGUUUCAGUCCAUUUUGUGUGCGAGUCGCGAGCGAUCUGCAUCAACUCUUGCAGGAAGUUACAUCACAUGAGAAAAUCUGGUUUAUUUUCAUAAUAAAACAGAAUUUUCACAAUAGAACACUGUGGUUGAUAAAUGCGAUCAUGUUUUUGUAAUAUUUUUUGGUUUAUUCAUUUACCCAUGAUUGCAAAAAUAAACAACCAACCAAAAAAAGUUCUAGCAGAAGCCCUGUCGACCGUCGCGGAAAAAUGUGCAUCUGGUGUGAACUGCAGGAGAGAGUGGAUGCCGGCGCUUCCGCGUCCAGAGUGAACUAGGCGUAAUUGAGAAAUUUUCCUUUAAAAUGGAGGAGGUGUGUCCUUCCAACAAGCUCCUUCUGAUUGGUGAGAGUGGUUGUCAUAGAAACGUUGACCCAGAAUGACUCGGACCAAUCACAGUUCCCUGAUGACUUCUGAAGAUAACAUGGCAUCGUCUAUAUAGUGGAAAAAUGGUAACGGAAUUGACUUGAUUUAGUUGGAGCCAGAAUAAGCCAUUUUCUAUGAAUGAUGUCGCACUCACCCAGUCCAGUUCUCAUAUGCAGUCAGUGUUUCCAUUUGAAAUGUUCUAAAUUGAUGAGCUGUUUCUUUGAUUCAUUUCAACAUAAUGAUUUCAUUUUUUUUGGAAGAAAAAAUUGUGAAUUUUAGCUUUUUUUUUUUUUUUAAUUUGGUUGAAGAUGCCAGUUUUUUCACUUUUUCUUUUCAAAGAGGGUGGAAUGUUUCUGUCGCCCUCACACAGAUGUCUUCACUGACUGACGGUCUGAAAUGAUCUGAUCUAAAUGGUUCUUUUGUUUUCAUCUUUUCCUGCAGUAUUUUCUUGAGGUGCUUUCAUGUAUUCAUCCAGAAUGUAACCUUUCUCCCCGCCUUUGGUACCACCCAACAUCCUCUGACUGGAAUCUCUACUUUAUGACCAAACAGCGCCAUGUGAUGACCCCCCCUCUGUGCUAUUCUUUGUUAGUGUCCAUCAGUGCAAAUCGUCAUCGGCGGCGUUCUUCGUCGUGCCAUCAAUACUUGAGUGAAACAUGUUACUUGACAGAUGGGACCUCAGAAAAUGUAAAUACUUGAAGGAUUUUUCAGAGAUACAUUUUUGUAUUUGGGUAAACUGAUGAAUGUUUACUGAAUGGUGUGGCCAUGGAACUGCCAUGUGCGAAGUUUGUGCUCAUCAAUCAGAAUCACGACUUUCCCUUUGGAGCAGUGGCGUCAAAACAAACAAUGAAAUGCAAUCAAACUGAAGUCGGUAUGAAUGUAACGUUUGUUAAAAAGGCUUCAGUCUAAUAUUAUAAAUAUGUUAACAAUGUAUGUACUUGCUUACUAAGUUGGCUUCAAAAGCUACCAGAAGACCCUGAAAAGGCACCUUUGUUGCAGUGAAUGCACAGCAUGUGAAGCGUUUGACAGUUCACUUUCAGGGGGCGGCCGUGUAUCUAGCAUUUACAACGAGCUCCCAGCAGUUUUAUGGUUCUCAUCUUUGUGCUGUAUAGCAACUGAACGAAAAAGUGAAUUGUCAUCUUUUUAUUUGUAUUCCGUGUACCUGUUCAACGUGUUUUAUUAAAUCUCCUGGACAACAGCAA